Molecule: messenger RNA, 865 nt
Organism: Chara braunii
Lineage: Eukaryota; Viridiplantae; Streptophyta; Charophyceae; Charales; Characeae
Source: the annotation of a GenBank genome assembly
GAAGUCCGGCCAUGGCGCUGCAUGGAUAUAGGCCGGAUUGUUGGAACCUCCGGACGCGCUGGAGGCAAAUGUCUGGGGAGGGACCCAGUAUCACCGCUAUCCUCAACUACGACGGGGGAGAUGAAAUCGAUCUGAAAAUUGAUGUAGACGGGGCGAAGGAGGGGGAAAUGAGAACUAAUUCUAAGCUGCAGGAGGCGAUCACGGAGGCAAGGGAUCGCGCGGAAAGGCGUUGCAGGAGGGAUGGAGUUACCGCGAGGAUGCGAGUGACAAUGGCGUAUCAUGAGGCGGAGACUUCCAUCGACACGAUAGACCGGGAACAGGCACAUUUGGACAGGGACUCAGGAGGAGAGAGCGAAAUGAGUGAGGGAGGAGACCGAGAAACCGAUCUCAAGUCCUGGAACAGGCCGGACCAGGUUCGCAAGAACCACCCUCCGGUGCGACCUGCGGAAGGCGGGCCCGAGGCCAGCUCGCGACAGCAGAGGCCAGAGGCCGCGGGACAGUUGAGAUGAGGGGCAAGGGGGAGAGACACGUGUGAGAGAGAGAGUCUUCGAGAGCAGCAGAGGAGCACAAAGGGCGGACGUCAACUUUGACUUCCGCUCGCAGGAGUACACCACAGGAGAGGGACGACACGGAGGAGAGAGAGACACUAUGGUUAACRCGUGUAGGUGCGAAUCACGUGCGAUCUGGCGGAUGAUGCCCUACCGGUAGAAGGGACGUAAGCGCGUGUGGUGUUGCUGACGUCACCUUCACUUCCGUUGGAACGAYKAGACCGUCACCCUUGCGCGGCUCAGGCGGCUAUCAUAGGAGGCAUCACCCUUGCAAGAGUUGCGGCCGACGUGGACAGUUCGGGAUGAGCUUGACCCGA